Messenger RNA from Asparagus officinalis (garden asparagus), 887 nucleotides. Its product is annotated as ubiquitin-conjugating enzyme E2 variant 1C. The coding region runs from base 95 to 538 and encodes 147 amino acids. Gene Ontology annotation, cellular component: nucleus. Gene Ontology annotation, biological process: protein K63-linked ubiquitination; DNA damage tolerance. The transcript has 4 exons. The record is from RefSeq and is a predicted model, not a curated record. NCBI's taxonomy places the organism in Eukaryota, Viridiplantae, Streptophyta, Magnoliopsida, Asparagales, Asparagaceae.
GCGUACUAUUUAUCGAUUCUUUAGGGUUCUUCAUUACUUGGGCCUCCAACAAAAUUUUAGAAAUCUCCCAUCCUUCUACGCAGAGAGAUAACUGAUGACAAUGGGAAGUUCCGGUGGAUCCAGCGUCGUAGUUCCUAGGAACUUCCGGUUGCUAGAAGAACUUGAACGAGGAGAAAAGGGCAUUGGGGAUGGGACUGUGAGUUAUGGAAUGGAUGAUGGAGAUGACAUUUACAUGCGGUCCUGGACUGGCACUAUAAUUGGGCCUCACAAUUCAGUUCAUGAGGGGCGCAUCUAUCAGUUGAAGCUGUUCUGUGACAAGGACUAUCCAGAGAAACCACCUACUGUUCGAUUCCAUUCACGAAUAAAUAUGACUUGUGUUAAUCAUGAAACUGGAGUGGUGGAGCCAAAGAAAUUCAGCAUGCUAGCUAACUGGCAGCGCGAAUACACAAUGGAGUCCAUAUUGACACAGCUGAAGAAGGAGAUGGCUGCUUCCCACAAUCGAAAACUUGUCCAGCCUCCAGAAGGCACUUUCUUCUAGUUCAACAAAACCUAUCUGAUUGCGUUCACUUGCCUUUUAAAGAUGGUGGUUCUCGUUAAAUCUAAUUGCAAAUCUUUGGGAGGAAAGCAUGAAAUGAUCUUUUAGCUCCUCUGCUUCCUGUAUCUGAGGAAGUGUAAAGUAUAUUAUGCUUGAACUGUAGAGUAGAUGAUGGAGUUAAAAAACUGAAACCUUCGCAAAGUUGGUCAUUGCUCUGCAUCUUCAAUUUGGACGUUUUAAAAUUCUAGAUGUCCAAUUGUUUGUUUUUCAAACUGUGUGAUGUGCUAAGAUUGAAUCGACUGCAUUCUGUGUAAACAAACCAGUUCCUAAUGGGUGUUUGAUUAUUGUCAAA